This is a messenger RNA of Phyllotreta striolata, 5547 nucleotides long. NCBI's taxonomy places the organism in Eukaryota, Metazoa, Arthropoda, Insecta, Coleoptera, Chrysomelidae. The record is from the annotation of a GenBank genome assembly.
CACGAAACGAAACAGCCGUGUUUCGUAUUUUUCGUUUAGUUCGGUCGUACGUUCAACAAACUUACGUAUUAACUUACGUACCUCGAAAAGUACCAAAAACCCCGCCGAGGUGAAACAUACUUCGCGGAAAAAUGUCGUUCGAUUAGAUGCUAUUUAAUUGAAUUAGUGCGAAGAGCGCCGCGGAAUAUGCGUGCCCCAAAAUCGAGUAGUACACGAUAUUAAUUAUGUAGUAAUUUGUGCAGCUUUUUUUUGUUUUGUUUUGUGUGCUUACCUUACCUACCUACCUACCUACCUGUGCGUUGUGUGUGCAUAUCGUUUCCUCUACACCUGUCGCUCUGUUUAAUUAUGAAGACUGAUGGGCCGUUGUUUUCGUCAUCUAUUGUUGCCUUUGCUGUUUUACAGAUAUCCUUCUGCGCCGAGCUAGUCAUCCACAUUCCCGGCAACUUGGGCCAAGAUGGCGUCGUCUACAGGCUGGAUUAUUUCCCGCCGAUCGGCCACCCGUCCCCCAACACCACCAUAGCGGCCAAAGACAUUCGCGACGUGAUCAAAUUCUCGCAGGCCCUGCCCGGCACCAAGUACGACUUUUGGCUGUACUACUCCAACGCCACGCACAACAUGCUCACUUGGACCGCCAAUUUCACCACAGUACCUGAUCCUCCGUCCGGUCUCUCGGUGGACGUGCGCAGCGGCAAAACGGCCGUCGUCUCCUGGGAGUCCCCCAAACAGGGCAGCUUCACCAGCUUCAAGCUGAAGAUCGAUCCGCUGGUGCACGUCUCCGAGCCCAAGCAGCAGGCCGUCAUCGUCGAAGACGUCGACGCCAACACGUACGUCCUGAAGGACCUCGUGCCCGGCGCCACCUACCAAGUCCAGGCCUACACCGUCUUCGAGAACAAGGAGAGCGUCGCCUACACUUCGAGGAAUUUCACCACCAAGCCUAACACGCCGGGAAAGUUCAUCGUUUGGUUCAGAAACGAGACCACCUUGCUGGUGCUGUGGCAGCCCCCUUAUCCGGCGGCUAUUUAUUCGCACUACAAGGUAUCCAUCGACCCUCCCGACGCCAACGACAGCGUCCUCUACGUGGAGAAGGAGGGCGAACCGCCAGGUCCGGCGCAGGCGGCUUUCAAAGGACUCAUACCGGGAAGGGCUUACAACAUAUCGGUGCAAACGAUGUCCGAAGACGAAAUCUCCACGCCUACGACCGCCCAAUACAGAACCGUGCCGCUCAAACCUCAAAAGAUUUACUUCAACAGGGAUAAGAUAACGUCGCAUUCGUUCGUCGUCCAUUGGGAUCCUCCCAGUGGAAGAAGCGAAUUCGACAAGUACCAAAUAUCGCUGGGUACCGUUCGCAAGCCGCCGCCGGUGCCCAGAUCCAAAGAGGACCCGACCUUCUGGGAGUUCAAAGACAACCUGGAACCGGGCAAAACCUACUCCGUGGUGGUGAAAACCGUGUCCGGCAAGGUGACCUCCUGGCCGGUCACUGGAGAAGUUACGUUGAAACCGCUGGCGGUGAAGCACGUUCGCACCAAAACCGACGAAAAAUCGGGCACCGUCACGAUUUUCUGGUACCCGGAUCCGGCCAGCACGCAGGACGGCUACGUGGUGUCGUACCACGAGGCCGAGAGCAUCACCGGCGACAGCAACACCGUCGCCAGCAAUCAAUCCGAGAUCGUCUUGGAAGCUCUGUUGCCCGGCAGGAAUUACUCGGUGACCGUCCAAGCCGUCUCCAAAGACCAACAGUCCGUCGAGGAAUCGAUCUACGUGGUGACCAAACCCAGCGCUCCCAUCAUCGAAGAUCUGCGGCCGACGAUAGACGGCUUGAACAUCAGCUGGAAAUCGGACGUGAAUUCGAAGCAGGACAAAUACGAGGUGCAUUGGAUCAGGAACGACACGCACGAGAAGAACGUCAGGACGACGUUCGAAUCGAAAAUCCUGCUGAGCAAGCUCUAUCCGGGCGCCGGGUACUUGGUGAAGGUGUUCGCCAUAUCGCACGGAUUGAAGAGCGAACCGCACGAGUACUUUCAACCCGUUUUUCCCCGUCCUCCGAAGAACAUGACCAUCGAAAAGACCACGUCGAAUUCGGUGCUGGUGCAAUGGACGGCGCCGACGGAUUCGCUGAUAUCCGAAUACGCGAUGCGCUACCGCACCGAUUCCGACAGCCAAUGGGUGAGGUUGCCGCCGGUGCAGAACACGGAAGCGGAAGUGGCCGACAUGACGCCCGGCGAGAAGUACACCAUACAAGUGAACACGGUCAGCUACGGCUUGGAGAGCAACGAGCCGCAACAGUUGAACCACACAGUCAGACCGAACGCCGUGACGAACGUCAAUCCCAUAGUGGAUUCGAGCAACGUGACGCUGGAGUGGCCGAGGCCCGACGGGAGAGUGGAGGUGUAUGUAGUGAAGUGGAGGGAAUCCGGGAAUCCCGUGCAGGUGAACAGGCGGAAUAUGAGCCAAAAUCAGAACGCGACGGGGCCGGUGCGGGCGCUUAUCGGCGAUUUAACGCCGGGCGUCGAGUACACGUUCGACAUUCAAGCCAUAUCUCACGAUUUGAAAAGCGAAAUAACCAUAUUGAAGACUCGAACUAUGCCUCUAAUCCAAUCCGAACUGGUGGUGGUCAACAACCAACAAUCGACCGACACCAUAAGCAUCCGGUACACUCCGACACCGACCAGCUCGUCCCGCUUCGACACCUACAAAUUCUCCCUGUCCGAUCCCACCGUACCGGACAAGGAGAAAUCCGCCAACGAUUCGGACAGAUUCGUCACGUUCACCGGCCUCGUGCCCGGCCGGCUGUACAACAUCACCGUCUGGACUCUAUCCGAAGACGUCGCCAGCCAGCCCAUACAGCGACAGGAUCGACUGUAUCCGGAACCGAUAUCGUCGAUCAAUUCCACCUACGUGUCGGACACCGAGGUGACGCUGACGUGGUCGUCGCCGCGCGGCGAGUACAACGCCUUCGAGGUGCAAUACCUCACCACCGACAACUACUUCGUCCAGAACCUGACAACGCUCAACAGCAUCAUCGUGGGCGAGCUGCGGCCGCACCGCAACUACACGUUCACGGUGAUCGUGCGCAGCGGCACCGAGUCGAGCGUGCUGCGCCGCUCGCUGCCCGUGUCGGCCGUGUUCGCGACGAAGGAGAGCGUGCCCGGCAAGGUGGAGAAAUUCGAGCCGGUCGACGUGCAAGCGUCCGAGAUCCGGUUCGAGUGGGCGCUGCCGGCGUCGGAGCAGAACGGCGUCAUACGGCGGUUCACGAUCACCUACGGGCUGGAGGGAUCGGCGCACAAGCUGGUCAAGGACUUCGGGCCGAACGAGUUCCGCGGGAACAUCAGGAACUUGGAGCCCGGCAAGACGUACGUGUUCGCCAUACAGGCGGAGACGAGCGUCGGCUUCGGGCCGGAGACCGUGUGGAAGGAGAAGAUGCAGAUCAUGCCGCCGGUCAUACGGAGCGCGCACGUCGUACCGACGGAGGUGUGCAGGAGCGCCACCACCAUACAGAUUCGGUUCAGGCAGAAUUAUUUCAGCGACAUCAACGGCCCGGUGACUUCGUACGCCAUCAUAGUGGCCGAGGACGAUUCGAAGAACGCCUCGGGAUUGGAGAUGCCGAGCUGGCGCGACGUCCAAGCGUACUCGGUGUGGCCGCCGUACCAGGUCAUCGAGCCCUACUAUCCGUUCGUCAACAAUUCGGUGGAGGAUUUCACCAUCGGCGGGGAAUCGUGCGAUAUCAGACAAGUCGGUUACUGCAACGGGCCCCUGAAGUCGGGCGCCACCUACAAGGUGAAGAUCAGGGCCUUUUCGGCGCCGGAUAAAUUCACCGAUACCAGUUACAGCUUUCCCAUACAAACAGACCAAGACAACACGCCGAUCGUGCUGGGAGUGGUGAUACCGGUCGUGCUCAUCGCCUCGUUGUUCCUCACCGUUAUAUUCAUAAGAAAAAAACGGGCGGCGGGCAAGCGGAAAGCGACCGAAGCCCGAUCGAACGACAACAUGUCGCUGCCGGACCCGGUCAUCGAGACCAGCAGGCCCGUCAGGAUCGACAACUUCUCCAAUCACUACAGGAUCAUGUCGGCCGAUUCGGACUUCCGGUUCAGCGAGGAAUUCGAAGAGCUGAAGCACGUGGGUCGCGAUCAACCGUGCACGUUCGCCGAUUUGCCGUGCAACCGGCCGAAGAACCGCUUCACCAACAUCCUGCCCUACGAUCAUUCGCGGUUCAAGCUGCAACCGGUCGACGACGAAGAGGGUUCGGAUUACAUUAACGCCAAUUACGUGCCGGGUUACAAUUCGCCGAGGGAGUUCAUAGUGACGCAAGGCCCUCUGCAUUCGACCAGAGACGAUUUCUGGAGGAUGGUGUGGGAGUCGAAUUCGAGGUCGAUAGUGAUGCUGACGCGGUGCGUGGAAAAGGGCAGGGAAAAGUGCGAUCAUUAUUGGCCCUACGACACCAUGCCCGUCUAUUACGGCGAUAUUUCCGUUCAAAUACUCAACGAGUCACGUUAUCCCGAUUGGAACGUGUCCGAAUUUAUGGUCUGCAGGGGGGAGACCCAGAGGAUCGUGAGGCACUUCCACUUCAGCACGUGGCCCGAUUUCGGCGUGCCCAAUCCCCCGCAUACGCUUGUUAGGUUCGUUAGGGCGUUCAGGGAGAAAAUACCGCCCGAUCAGCGUCCCAUCGUCGUGCAUUGCAGCGCCGGUGUGGGUAGAUCGGGCACGUUCAUCUGCUUGGACAGGAUCCUGCAUCAGAUCCUGAAGUGCGACUACGUCGAUAUCUUCGGUAUCGUGUACGCGAUGAGAAAGGAGAGAGUUUGGAUGGUGCAGACGGAGCAGCAGUACAUUUGCGUGCACCAAUGCCUUCUGGCCGUGCUGGAAGGCAUCGAUUUGACGACGUCGCCGAGGGAAAUACACGAGAAUCAAGGAUUCGAAGACAUGGUUUCUGUGUUUAUAAGACGUUGUAAAAAGCUGCUAUUCUGUGGUUCAGGCAAAGGUGUAGGUGGCGCCACUGUCGAUUCUUCUGCUUACGCAACACGAGAGAAACUGAGAUGAUGAAGGAAUCGCAGAAUCAGGAAUGUAACAAUCUCUGAAAACGCAAUAAGAAAUUUUUUGUAUUAAUAUUGAAAUGAAAUGACGAUUUUAUAUGCUGAUAGUUGAUAGUUUUAUAAAUAUGUAUUUUAUAAUGAGAGUAAAUUUUGUACUAUUUAUUAAUUUUUUGUACUAUAACUAAAUUUACGUGACCAAAUCGAUAUGUGUAUGUUAUUAUGAUGAAUGUUCAAACGGUAGAGAAUUUUUCUAAUAACGUACAUGAAAUUUGCCUUUGAAAAGUAUGAAAUAAUAUUUUCCAAUUUGUUAAUUAUUGGAAGAUAAAUUGUUAAAUAUGUACGUAUAAACGUUAAUUAUUAUUUAUGGUCUUUCUAAAGAGAGUUUUAACUUCGUUACAUACAUUUUUACACUUUUACAAAUAUAUUUUUUUUUCAUUUAUUAAAGGAAAAAUCUUCCAUAAAAAAGCUGUAUUAUACUGACUUUGGAAAGACUAUACGUUACUUAAUUCUUAAAUAUUCCUCU